This is a messenger RNA of Rotaria socialis, 1941 nucleotides long. NCBI's taxonomy places the organism in Eukaryota, Metazoa, Rotifera, Eurotatoria, Philodinida, Philodinidae. The record is from the annotation of a GenBank genome assembly.
AUGAUGGCCGAGUACGAUCAACAGCAUGGUCAACAUGGAUACCAAAAACACGGCCAAAAUGACUAUCAAUCACCCAGCCACAGUGGAUAUCAACCGCCCAUCAACAAUGGAUAUCAACCGCCCAUCAACAAUGGAUAUCAACCGUCCAGCCACAGUGGAUAUCAACCGCCUAUCAACAAUGGAUAUCAGCCACCCAGCCACAGCGGAUAUCAACCGCCCGUCAACAAUGGAUAUCAACCACCCAGCAACAGUGGAUAUCAACAGCGUGAUCAACGUGGUUAUCAACAAUAUGACCAACGUGGAUACCAACAACAAGAUCAACAAGCAUACGAUCCACGUGAUCAACAACAAUCACAAGCACGUUCAACAAUACUUGAGCGUGGUCGAGCUAUUCGAUUAAUGAGAAAUGGAGAUUCAUUUUUUACUGGCAGAAAUUUCGUUAUUAACCAAAAAAAAUAUCCAAUGCUAGACGUAUUCUUGGAUGAUGCAUCACGAACACUGCGUGCUAAUUUUGGAGCUGUUAGGUGUAUCUAUACUCCAAAACAUGGAACUCAAUUGCAAGAUAUAUCAGAUUUUGAAGAUCAUCGAACCUAUGUGGCAGCUGGUGGAGAAAAAUUUAAGAAACUUCAUUAUCUUGAUAUAGCAGAAGGCAAACGUGUGUCAAGUAAAGGACAAUCGUCGCCUAAAGUUCAUCUUCUUCCACCUGUUCGACGUGUAGAUGUUGAAGGACGAGCAUUAAAAUUAUCUCGAUCAGAAAAUCUUAUCAUCUAUGUCUAUCGAAACGGUGACCCAUUGACAUUGCCAGCAAAAGUUCUCCUAGUAAAAUCAACAUUACAAAGUUGGGAAUCGGUUCUAGAUGAAAUCACAAAAAAAGUAUCGUUGUCAAAUACUGCCGUGUUAAAAUUAUACGCAAUGAAUGGAGAACUAGUAACAUCAGCACGACAGAUUGAAUAUAAUGCAAUGUAUGUUGCAGCUGGUAAAGAACGUUUCAAACGUAUUGAGUAUCCUGAUCUACAGUUGAUCAGUCCAAAUGCUUCACCAAAAGCAUCAAGAAAGUCGUCAAGCUAUCAAACUCCCGAUGUACCUUCUCGAACGAGACUACCUCCACUACAGACGAAGACCGUCCACCCUGAUGCCCAUCAUUCAGCUCAUCAAUCAGCCUCUGUUAUGCAACAAAGAUAUGCAAAAUCCGAUGGAGCAAAUACGUAUACAAAUACAAAUACAGCUAAUUCUUAUGGAAGUACCGAGAAUCCCAGCCAACGACGUCCUGCUCGAGAAGAUUAUGAUUUUUUUAAUAAUAAACCACAACCACAGCCACAACAACAUCGACGUGGUCCAACGAAAGAGACUGAUCUUGAUCGAGAUGAUGGUGGUAUCUAUAAAGGUCGAUUGAAUCAUCGCGAACGUGUUCAUGAAGUAGAUGAAACACGGGACACAAAAAUCGAUUUUCCAGUUGAUUAUAGAGAAGCUGAAACUGUUGAAGAAGAAAGUUUAUAUGGAAAUGCUCGAAAAAAUCCUGACCAUCGUCAUCUCCAACCACAUAAUCAACCAUUUGUUGAUGCUCGACAGCACCCAAUCAAAAGUCAAACAAAAAGCUACGAUGAUGACGAUGAUUAUCAACAUCCAUAUGCUACCAGUAGAAGUAAUGGUUACGAAAACGAUUAUUCACACCGUCCUGAAACACCAAUAGAUGAUGAUCAAACUGAACAACAAUUACCUCAUUCUUCAUAUCGAAAACCCCUCAUCUCAUCGAGUACACAGAAUCAGCCUGCUACUCAUAUUCAAUAUUAUGUUCGUCGUUAUUUUACCUGUAAACAGACUCAACACGAUGAUCAACAGCAACAACAGCAAGUACAAGAUAUGGAAAGCAAUAUAGAUGAAGACAAUCAAUCAACGAAAGUAUCCGAGCAUAAUUAUGAUGAUAACCAUUACAAAACAUAA